This is a messenger RNA of Odobenus rosmarus divergens (Pacific walrus), 1980 nucleotides long. It is a transcript of the gene BAIAP2, whose product is annotated as BAI1-associated protein 2. The record is from RefSeq and is a predicted model, not a curated record. Gene Ontology annotation, molecular function: protein binding; cytoskeletal adaptor activity. The coding region runs from base 77 to 1645 and encodes 522 amino acids. The transcript is spliced from 14 exons. Gene Ontology annotation, cellular component: cytosol; nucleoplasm. NCBI's taxonomy places the organism in Eukaryota, Metazoa, Chordata, Mammalia, Carnivora, Odobenidae. Gene Ontology annotation, biological process: positive regulation of actin filament polymerization; actin crosslink formation; plasma membrane organization.
CCGCCCGCCGCCGCCCGCCGCCGCCUGCCGCUGCCCGCGCCCCCGAACCGCUCCGCGGUGCCGCCGGACCAGCAUCAUGUCGCUGUCGCGCACGGAGGAGAUGCAUCGGCUCACGGAAAAUGUCUACAAGACCAUCAUGGAGCAGUUCAACCCCAGCCUCCGGAACUUCAUUGCCAUGGGGAAGAACUAUGAGAAAGCUCUGGCAGGUGUGACCUACGCUGCCAAAGGCUAUUUUGACGCUCUCGUGAAGAUGGGUGAGCUAGCCAGCGAGAGCCAGGGCUCUAAAGAACUCGGAGACGUUCUCUUUCAGAUGGCCGAAGUCCACAGGCAGAUUCAGAAUCAGUUGGAAGAGAUGCUGAAGUCUUUCCACAAUGAGCUGCUCACACAGCUGGAGCAGAAGGUGGAGCUGGAUUCCAGGUACCUGAGCGCCGCGUUGAAGAAAUACCAGACAGAGCAAAGGAGCAAGGGUGACGCACUGGACAAGUGCCAGGCUGAGCUGAAGAAACUCCGCAAGAAGAGCCAGGGCAGCAAAAACCCACAGAAGUACUCGGACAAGGAGCUGCAGUACAUCGACGCGAUCAGCAACAAGCAGGGUGAGCUGGAGAACUACGUGUCGGACGGCUACAAGACAGCCCUGACGGAGGAGAGGAGAAGGUUCUGCUUCCUGGUGGAGAAGCAGUGCGCCGUGGCCAAGAACUCCGCCGCCUACCACUCCAAGGGCAAGGAGCUGCUAGCACAGAAGUUGCCACUGUGGCAACAGGCCUGCGCCGACCCCAACAAGAUCCCAGACCGCGCGGUGCAGCUGAUGCAGCAGAUGGCCGGGAGCAACGGCUCCGUCCUCCCCAGCGCCCUGUCGGCCUCCAAGUCCAGCCUGGUCAUCUCAGACCCCAUCCCGGGGGCCAAGCCCCUGCCGGUGCCCCCUGAGCUGGCCCCGUUUGUGGGGCGGCUGUCUGCCCAGGAGAGCACGCCCGUCAUGAAUGGCGUCUCGGGCCCAGAUGGUGAGGACUACAGCCCCUGGGCCGACCGCAAGGCCGCCCAGCCCAAGACCUCGUCUCCUCCACAGUCCCAGAGCAAGCUGAGCGACUCCUACUCCAACACGCUCCCCGUGCGCAAGAGCGUGGCUCCGAAGAACAGCUACGCGGCCACUGAGAACAAGACCCUGCCGCGCUCCAGCUCCAUGGCGGCCGGCCUGGAGCGCAACGGCCGCAUGCGGGUGAAAGCUAUCUUCUCUCACGCGGCCGGGGACAACAGCACCCUGCUGAGCUUCAAGGAGGGGGACCUCAUCACGCUGCUGGUGCCUGAGGCCCGCGACGGCUGGCACUACGGAGAGAGCGAGAAGACCAAAAUGCGGGGCUGGUUUCCCUUCUCCUACACCCGGGUUCUGGACAGCGAUGGCAGUGACAGGUUGCACAUGAGCCUGCAGCAGGGGAAAAGCAGCAGCACAGGGAACCUGCUGGACAAGGAAGACCUAGCCCUCCCGCCCCCCGACUACGGCACAGCCUCCCGCGCCUUCCCUGCCCAGGCAGCCGGCACCUUCAAGCAGAGGCCCUACAGUGUGGCCGUACCUGCCUUCUCCCAGGGUCUAGAGGACUACGGAGCGCGGGCUGUGAGCAGCGGCAGCGGCACGCUGGUGUCCACGGUGUGAGGGCGCUGACCACGGGCAGCCGCUGCUCGGAAGAGCCCCCUCCCCCACCUGUCUGGCCUCCAUCGGUUCCCUCCUCCGCUCUUGUUGGUUUGUUCUCGGGUUAUUUUUCUUUCUCGCCUGCCCUGUCCCGCCUUUUGGUUGGUGACCCCAGACUCUGAGAUCCCCCAGGGUCCAUGGUGCUGCCCCAUCUCUGCUCCCCAUUGUUUACACGCCCCCAACCCCAUGUGUCCGCCAGGCGGGAGCUGCUGGCCAGGCAGUGCGGGCCAGGCAGCCUCACGUCUGCUCCGCGGCUGCCAUGUUCACGACGCACUGUCCCUUUUUGAAGGCUCAUCGCG